CUUUUAUAUGUAGACACACUGAUUAAGUAAGCAUUGAGUUAAUUUAUUCGCAUAAGUGCUAUGUAUAUGGUUGGUUUCUAAUAUAUCUGACAGUGACUGUUACUGACUUGGUAGGCGCUUUUUAUUACCUCAGCCUACUUCUACACUUGAAGAAUAUAGAAAAUAGGCGAACAUGAUCCUUCAUUUUUCCAGAUGUUUCUGAGAAGCGUCUAUUCAAUGCCGAUUUAGCAAAACAUUUUCACACUUUUCACGAGUUUCUAUAGACUUUGUUGAAUGAUAUUCGUUUCUCCAUUUUCCUAUUGAUGCAAAUGAGAAAUUCUUGAAAAAUGAAAUCUUCCUUUUUUCUUGACUCAUUGUAAAGUAGGCACUGGAUGUGAAGUAAAAUUAUUGUUUUAUGUAAGAAAUAUGUGGGUUAUGCAUAACUGUUUUUCUAUGAUAUCGAUGAGUCGCUCUAGGAAGAGAUCUUUAUCACUCAACAUUAAUUUGUACGUAUAUGGAUAAUCAGGAUUCAACUGUUACUACUACAACAUAUUUUGUUGGAUAAAUGUGGUUUUAUGUUUAUCCUUAUUAGUGAGAGUUUGUCUUCUGGACAGUAAUACUAUGAAGUGCCAUAUUCUAAGGAACUAUGGUGAGUAGAACACAAUUUUCUCCUUUGAUUACGCACUAAGUCACACCGUCACUUAAACCUUUGUCGCUUCAGUAAGAGAGCAGAGCAGACUGUUCUUGACGAGAACGCUUUUUCUGUCACCAUAAGGAGUGGAAAAGGCAAUACUCCUGUCCUGUUUAUGCCCAAUAUAAGUUCGUAUAGCUGGCAUUGUGCUACAAUAUUUGUGUUCUGGUUAAUCAUAGUACACGGUCCUCCAUGCAUAGGUGGAUUGAGCACAAUUUGAACGUGGAAACAAAUGAUUCAGAGUAGUAUGAAUCGCAUAGUUGCUAUUGAUGAUAGGUAACUAAAUGUAAAUUUCUUGCGAUGACUAAUACAAUUUACAGUUCUAUCGAGGAUAGACCCACGCCACCCCUUUCUUUGGCCACGGUAGCGCCUGAAAACUCUUCAAAUCGUUCGUUGCCGUUCAUAGAUGAUCCUGGUUUAUGCCUUAAACACUCUCCUGAUGUGGCACUCUUAGUCGAUAAUGAUGAUGUACACUCACUCAUAGUAGCAGCAGCCGCUGUUGAGACUGAAGAUUCCAGGGUUCAUCAAGGUUUACCGUCAGUUCGUUCUUCUGGAUUUGACACUCCACCUGAUUCAAGAAGUAACCGACUUGUAGACACCUUUGAUUCUGUAUCUAAAGCGACAGACGAGAAUCUAAUUGAUAUAGAACAAGUUAUUUCAUUACCAGCUGUUGACGAUGAGUACCUUCUAAAAACUGCCAACGAUCGUCAUGUCGAUACAGUAGUGAAUAUUGACCUUAGAUGUAUUUCUCCUCCAGACAAAAUUCUUCCAACAGAUAGUGGCGAGUUAAUAUCAUCGAAAACAUCUGUUAUGUUCUCUGCCGAAACAGAUCUCCCUGGAGUUUCUGACGUAAACGUUAGUGCUAAGUCUGUGAUACUACUACACGAGUCAUCAAUUAGUUGCAAAGCAACAACAACUCAGUUCUUUGCAAAUACGAAACUUGUAUCUCCUGUAGUGGCGUCUGCUGAGAGUUCUAUUGACAUCAAGCGUGAAACAGAGAAUCAGAAAGAUGAUUGUUUUAUUCAGUCUGCUGAUGAUGAUAAGAAGUUUAAGACAACUACAUCCAUGUCCCCUUUAGUUGGGUUAGACAAGCAGAUACAACAUCCAUUACCAGACUUUAAGGAUAGUAGAGUAGCUAAAGAAAUGACUCAUUGGAACAUAGAAUGGCACCAUAACACUCCCUACGCAAAUCAUCAUCGAGUGUGGGAAAGAUUAAUAGGAAGCAUACGUAGACCUUUGAGCGCAGUAUCUAUGUCCUACGAGACACUCACCACCUGUUUGACUGUAGCAGAAAGAAUACCUAAUGAUAGACCACUCUUACAGACGCGACCAAAAUGGACACAAGGAAGACGAGAUUUACAAGUUCGCGGUCCAGUCUUGAUUAUUGGGGACACUUAUGCACGAAAUAACUGGCCUAAAGACCUCGUGGUAAGCUUUGACCCAGGAGGAGAUGGUCAAUGGAAAUAAGCGAAGAUCAGAACGCGGAAAGGUACAAUUAUUAGAGGCAUACGUAGAAUUUGUUUAUUAGGAGCUGACGACCGAAAAGUAGAGAAUAGAGAGACUUUUCAGAGUGACUGUGGCUAGAGU
Molecule: messenger RNA, 2257 nt
Organism: Schistosoma mattheei
Lineage: Eukaryota; Metazoa; Platyhelminthes; Trematoda; Strigeidida; Schistosomatidae
Source: the annotation of a GenBank genome assembly